Messenger RNA from Dibothriocephalus latus, 504 nucleotides. The record is from the annotation of a GenBank genome assembly. Lineage: Eukaryota; Metazoa; Platyhelminthes; Cestoda; Diphyllobothriidea; Diphyllobothriidae.
AUGAUCAUGAAAACUCUCGAAGAGCUCCCAAAUAGCCCCAAGGAGUCGGCUGCAAAGCAGUUACCUUCACCUCAAGACUCGGACGAUUCUAAUUCUGAAUCAAGCUAUAAUGAGGAACCCGGUGGCAUUUCUGCAACAAAGAAGCGAAAGGUUUCAACUGAUGAAAAGUAUGCUAGAAAUCUUCAUGCAAAGGAAAACGGGAUGCGCAGUCGAAAGUCCAAGGCUAAAUCGACGCCGCGUGCGCCGAGGGCCGAAGGAUCAAAAAGUGGCUUUACUAAACCUUUGACCCUCUCGGAUGAAUUGGCGGAGUAUCUAGGAACGCCAAAGCUUUCACGAGCAGAGCUAGUUAAACGAUUCUGGGAUGAAGCCAAGGCGAAAGACUUAUUCGACCCAAAAAAUCGCCGGUAUGUUGUCUGCAACGAGCAGUGGCAACGGCUCUUUGGACAAAAACGCUUUUUGAUGUUUGGAAUAUCAAAAUAUCUGAGUCGUCAUAUCGUCGAGUAA